Molecule: messenger RNA, 2831 nt
Organism: Blastomyces gilchristii SLH14081
Lineage: Eukaryota; Fungi; Ascomycota; Eurotiomycetes; Onygenales; Ajellomycetaceae
Product: adenosine deaminase
Exons: 4
Coding region: 801-2501 (566 amino acids)
Biological process (GO): adenosine catabolic process; inosine biosynthetic process
Molecular function (GO): adenosine deaminase activity
Source: RefSeq, a predicted model, not a curated record
UUUUUGUGGAGGAUAUCAGGCAGACAGUGGCUGUCUCUGUUGGCUCGAGAGACACGGGCUUUGAAGACGUCUUGGACGUCAAGUAAUUUAACACAUCGUAGUUUAACCCACUAUUGACGCCCCGAGGAUAGAUUGAACAACUAGAAACCGAUCUCUUGUUGCCAAAAUUCCCCAUGCGGGCGGCUGAUAGAAGGCGGGCGCUCGGUUGUGCCGCCUUGCAGCCUUGCAUCCCGUGCACUCCAGAGCUUCUGGAAUGCAACAAAUGCAACAAAUUAGCCUAUCAAAACUUGUCGGUCUGUUGGGACCCGCUGGGCGUGGCUAGUUUAGUGCAAGAAACGGCCCGUGUACGAAGGCCAAUGGCCAGAAAAGGAGUGGUGUGCGGAUUCAAAGGCAUCCCAUCCGCCGCAGUCAGUCACAGCCACGCGCCAGUGGAGGCCGCUAUUGGAGACAGGAGAGAUCCGAGAUGGAUUUCAGCCACUUCUUGAAAUCCGUCGUGGAUUUUGUUGACAAUUCGACCACCGGUGACAGAAUCUUCCAACACAAAAGAACGAAGAAAGGAAUCCUCAUCACGAAACGCCAGCGGGGGGGGAUGAAACCAGCGGAAUAAAGAUUGCUUUAAGUAAAUGGAUAGAACAAAGCACCGCCUCACUGAGCAUUCGAUGCUCAAUUUCAUGAUCUAUAUAUUCCCGAGGUGCUCACAGUUAACAGAGUCGUAAUAUUAUUGAAACGGGGAACAAGCAUCUCAGGGUGUAGAAUCGAAACUCCCCAGCAUAUCGAAGAUCUCAACCCUCAGAAAGGAAAUGGUCCACCUCCAAUGGAUACAGGAAACUUUUUCCUACAACAAAAAAACUCAGAGGAAUAAACAUUCCUCGACGCACAGCCCAACCUCAACCACCCCGGCGUCAGCAGCAGAUUAUUUCGAAGCCCUCAACACACUGCAACAGCAAGAACGCGAACUAGCCUUCGAUGCCGCCGCCAUCGCCAAAGCGUCUAAAAGCGAGAAAGAUGCAGCUUCAGUUCUAGAAGCGAUCCGCGGCCAGGAGCGGAGGAGAUAUCUGGCAUCGGGCGCCUCAGACUAUUUUCUCGCGAAUACUGGCCUGAUCAAUCAUGGUAGUGACUUGAUGCAAGUAGCCCAAAGGCUGCCCAAGGGUGCGCAUCUGCACUGCCAUUUCAACACUAUCCUUCAUCCUUCAUUCCUUGUCUCCCAAGCGCGCAAUAUCAAAUGCAUUUUCAUCCGGAGCACGUUGUCUUUGAAUGCACAGCUUGGUAAUUUGAACAAUACAGCCAUAACAUUUUCUGUCCUACGGGAUUCGACUGAGGGAGCAGAUAUUUUCGACACAAAUUACAAACCUUUGGCUUGGAUGAGAUAUUCCAAGUUUCUAGAGGAUUUUCCUGGGGGCGCGGAAAGGGCGGAGGAAUGGCUGGUGAAUAAACUGCUUAUUUCGCCGGAGGAUGCCCACGGGAUGGAUCAAACUUUAGAUGGUGUUUGGGAUCUAUUCAAUCGCAGCACACAGAUGAUGAAGGGGCUGUUCAAUUAUGAAUCUGCGUUCCGAAACUAUAUAGGAAAAGCUAUUGACAGUUUCGUCGAAGACAACGUUAUGUACGCUGAAGUCCGGCCAAACUUCUUCGACAAGUACAUUCCAAGCGACGACGGCGAGAGACAAUUAGAUCACCGUGUUUGGAUGCAGAUCAUCCGGGACGAAGUUAAGGCUAAAAUCAAGCAACUCGAUGCAGACGGCAAAGGCGCUGGCCGUUUCAAGGGCUUGAAAGUAAUCUACUGCGCUCCACGCUCUAUUAAAAAUGAGGACAUGGCCUGGUGUCUCAAAGAUUGCAUCUCGUUAAAGCAGGAAUUUCCAGAAUUGAUCUGCGGAUUCGAUAUGGUCGGCUGCGAAGGCCGAGGCAACCCAAUCCGACACUACAUCUCCGAACUCCUGCAGUUUAAAGCCGCGUGCACCGCACUCGACUUGGACAUCCCGUUCAUCUUCCACGCGGGGGAGACGCUUGAGAGCCAAGGACCAACAGACAACAACCUCUACGAUGCCAUUCUGCUUGGCUCCAAACGCAUCGGCCACGGUUUCUCGAUGCCGCAACACCCGCUACUCAUGCAGCUGUGUCGUGAUCGUGGCAUUGCGCUGGAGAUCUGCCCUAUCUCCAAUGAGGUCCUUCACCUGUGCGCGUCCAUGAAGGGCCAUGUAUUACCAACGCUUCUGGCAAAUUCGGUGCCAUGUACGAUUAAUAGCGAUAAUCCGGCGUAUUUUGGCUCUUCACUCUCACACGAUUUUUACCAAACCAUCCUACACCACGACUCCAUGACGCUUUUUGGCUGGCGUGUUCUGGCCGAGUGGAGCAUUGAACAUUCAUGCAUGGAUGCAGAGCAGAGGGCUGAUGCAUUUAGGACGUGGGAGGCUAAUUGGGCGAAGUUUUGCCAAUGGAUCGUUGAGGAAUUUGGACCGGAGUAUUUGAGCUUUCCGGUCUCCACGGGAGUGAGAAAUCCGAAUUGACCGAUCUUUAGUUAUCAAUGGUUGGGAAUCUAGAAACGGGGGGAGGGAUUGUUCGCCAUAUAUAGAUGAUACCGGGUGGCAUACUGGUGGAGCUGGUGUUAGGUGGGCGUGGGAGUUUGGCCCUUUUUCCUGUUUUCUUUUACCAUAUAUACCCCCUUUUAUGAAGCCUUAGUCUACGUUUACGUUAUUUCAAUUACGAUUCGAAUGAAUCUCAAUGUCCUGGAUUUUGUUUCGCUCGUUCGGGGACGGGCAAUUUAUUCUUGCGAUUCUCUCUUCACAAACCAUAAAACAUAGGGACAGCCUGAUUUUCAAAAGUAGGAUAAAUUCCGU